UACCAACAAGGGGCUGAGCGAGAAAAACAACAAAAACAUGCAUUCAGUGCAGAAUCUCAGUCAACACAGGCUGAUCCCUCCAGCGCAUAUCCACCUCCAUCAUCAGCAGCAGUUACAACAUCACCACAGUCUCCAUCACCAUCAUCAUCACCAUCAGCAGCAGCAACCGCAGCAGCAACAGUUGAGCAAAGCGUCAGCAAACCUCCACCCUGGCAUCCACCCUUAUGUCGCACGCGCUGCACGAGACUCCCCGGUACCCCUCCCCCACCCUGUCACAACUCCCCCAGACCUUCCUCUUCCAGCUCCAGCUGCUCCCAGAGCCACAGCCCCGCCGACUCCCACAGGGACUCGCCCUCCCCCUCCGAGGGCGACCGGGAGGGUCGGGGAGACUCCUCUCCCGCCAGCAGAUCCCACAGCCACUCGCACCCUUCCCCUCCCCAAGGGACCUUCAUUCCCCGACCUGUUCUCAACCUCCAGCACUCCACCCUGGUGCAGUCAGCGGCCACCCACCCGCUCAGCAUCUACCCACCGCAUCCUAUCUUCGGGUACGGAGCCGGUCAGGGGGUGGCGGUACCCGGCAUGGGGCUGGCAGGACACAACCCCAUGUCCGUUCUGUCCGGCAGCGCCUUCCACAGUCCGGCGGACCAGGCGCUGAAGCUCGCGCAGAUUCAGGGGCUGAGCUACGCCGAGUGGUUGGCCAGGACAGGGAUGUACGUCUCCAGGAUGGUGGACUACUCGCCUGCAUGCGGAGGUCAAGCAGGUGCCAUGGGCAAGACUCGGCGACCCAGAACGGCCUUCACCUCUCAGCAGCUGCUGGAACUGGAAAGACAGUUCAAGAUGAACAAGUACCUGUCCAGGCCAAAGCGCUUCGAAGUGGCCACUUCAUUAAUGUUGACAGAAACGCAGGUGAAGAUCUGGUUCCAGAACCGGCGAAUGAAGUGGAAACGCAGCAAGAAAGCUGCAGUAGAAGCCAGGCAGAAGGACGACAGUGGCGACACCGACAAGAACAAGAAAGACAACCCGAAUGUCAGCGCGGCGACAACGGAAGGAGAUAAAAUGAACUCUCUUGAUACAUCCGCAAACAAAGAACAGGAACAGUGCUCCGAAGACAUGAACGCUGAGAACAUUGACGUCACGGAAGUCGACGAGGAUUUCGACCACGACGACGACGACGAAGGUGACAUGUCCGAGAGUGACUCUGUUUCGAGGGGGGUGACCCCGCCAUGCGAGGGCGUGAACCCUCAUGACGAUGAUGCCAACGAGCAAGGCGUGGUUCCUGGACUGCAAUUUCACGGGACGACUGACUCUUUGCGGAGUGUCGUGGAACCCUCCCAUGGAUGAUGGCAAAGCUCUCGUCCAGAUUAAUUUAAAUACAAAAUAUUUGCUGUUUUAAUUAAGACAUCUUUCGCUGUCGCUCGUGUUUCGAAGCGUUUCUUCGUUCAGAACAGUUGCCAGGUCGUAGGUCAUUAAGUGUUAGUUGUCUCAUCCAUCAUGUUUUUCAUUUAUUAAAGACAAACUCAUGCAGGGAAUUCAUUAACAUUGACAACAAGCUGGAUGCCAUCGAGAUGAAACUAGCUACGGAAGGGUGUUCGGUUCAAAACAAAAUAUCGAAAACAACAGAGCAGAAAGAGAGAGAGAAAAAAAAACUGAAAAUAACAACCCUCCAAAACAGUUUGUUCCUGAGAAAAAUUCUUACCUUUAUGGAAAGUGGCAUUACCAAGAUCAAAGGCUUCAAGCUGAUGAUCUGAGGCAGGAAGCAGGACUAGGAUAUACUCUUCCAGAAUUAUCUUUCAAAACCACACAACAGCAGUACACUCCACUCAUAGAAGAGGUACCCUAGAACCCGGAGGAUCAAGCAAACUACAGCCAACCAAAAAUUGGCGAAGAAAGAAAGACCGACAGAAGAUUUAUGAACACCGCUGAAGGUGAAACAAAUAAACAAAGCAAUAUGUUUAUGAAUACGGCUAAUGUUGAGCGAUGUGACUUUUGACCUCCAGCAGGAUGAUUCUUACCUUCUCGUUCCAAUGUGCCGUGCGAGUGUUUCCUGCUUUUUCUGUGAGCAUGCGCAAAACAUUGACAGUGAACAUUGUGAUCAAACCCCCACCUCCCCCACACCACCCCCACUUAACCCCUGGUAACCUUUGUUCAUUUGCAUAGAAGGCUAAAUGGUUAGCUGCAGUCCCUGUAGGCCUUGCGAUGAUAUCUCUCGGCUGAUGACCAGGGGUCGGUAGAGAAGACAGUUUAGUCGCUGCUUACAUAAAACACAUUUAUUGUGGAAGGUGUGAAUAAACUGGUUAUUUAAGUCUGACACUCAACUGUAGUUAUUUGUCUACCUUGUCUACAUUCGCUUUUUUGAAUUUUGUAGGAGAUGGGGUGGGAAGAGAAGCCUCGUAAGACCCCUCUUACUAAGGAGAGUGCACAACUUACCCGGUUUCUUUUUUAAAAGAGCGAAUUGUGUGAAGGUUUGAGUGGCUUUUCUACAUCAAUAACUGGAAAAUGUCUUGCUGCAAUAGUAUGACAUCCAUCUGUUUUAAUCUUAUUUUAAAAAGUUUUAGAGAGAAGACCCCUUCCCUACUUAAAAAAAAUCCUUUCGUUUUCGUUUUUCUCUGUCUGUCUUUCCUUGUUUACACUUUUAGCUUUUCUCUGGUUACUUUCUACUUUCAACCCAUUCUCUUCAUUAAGAGACAGAAAGGAAGAGAGACAGCUUUUUCUUAGCUCAUUAUCAUGUACUGUAAGCAGUAUGUUUCAUUCUACGUCUCCUGCCACAUCACACCUAUUGUCUACUAGCUUCAGUUGUUUUUUUAAACACUUUUUUAAAAAAAAUGACAGCGAGCUUGAAAUCCGUGUGUUCAUUCCUCCUCCGACUUCGAUAUCACAAAAGUGUUGUCUCUUGAAUUUAAAAUAAUGUUCAACAAGGACAGCUGUUUCUUGUGUUUUUUUCAUGUUCCUUUACCAUGACCAAAAGUCAAAUUUUGUGCAGGUACUGCUUCCAGUCGAAGAGAUGAAAGAGAUGGAACUAGGUCUGGAGAUCAGUGCAUUUGGAAAAUAAUUUCCCUACUAAAAAAGCAGAGUUCCUUGAUUUCUGCAAUCGAAACAAAUAUAAUUUGUUGUUAAGUUUUUAAAUAUUGCAAUGCGCUAGAAAAAUGUUGUAAAUCAUAGAAAAUAAAUUAUUAUUUAUUGUAUUUUGGUGCUACUUUAGUUUUCUUAUUAUCUAUUCACCACCAUGACACUGAUUGGACAAACAUUAACUUAAAGAUCUCCAAGGCUCCACGCGAAAACUCUCAUUGCAGAUUAAAUAGUGAUGAAAGUCACCUACAAAAAAACAAACAAACAAAAUGGAAAGAAAAAAAAACACAAACACAAACACAUGCGAGAACCGGACGAGAAUACGCCGAGAGUUGACAAGAGAGAGGUGGGUGGAGAGUUCAUAGGUUACUUUACUUUGUUGCCCCUUCCUGUUUUUUUUUUUUUUUCUGACUCGUUCCUCGCCUCGCUGUCGGUCCACUAAAUUUCGUCGUGUGCCAGAUAAGAGUAGAGACAAUGACAAGUUUAUGAGUCCUGAGCGUCGGCACGGCCUCCGGUCUUGUAAUGUGUGUGCGGUAGCAGCUCCCGUGUGUUCGAGAAGUCGUUUGAGAACAAUCAGCCGGAGCCCCUACAAGGUGCAGGACGUGCUGCAGCUCGGACAAAGGUGCGGGGCCGGAUGAAAGCGCAAGUUUGUCUUGGUGUCCAACUUCUCCUCUCGCGUACAGCCAGGUGCAGGGGAGGGACUGCGACCCCAGCAACGGGCCUGGCAAUGAAGCGAAAAUCAAAGUUGUCCGUGAAAACAACAGAGUGGAGUGAGCAAUUACAGGUUAGGGGAGAAGUGCGGGUCCGUGACAGUCUUUGCCUUGUUUCUUCCUGUUUUUUUCUCCUUCUCCUCUUCUUGUCAUUCUACUUUUGCUACUUCCCCUUUUCCUCUUCUUCUCGUUAUUUCUUUUUUAUUUUCCUCCACAAAUGGGUCAAGGUUUUACCUUUGAGAAGGAGGUU
Molecule: messenger RNA, 4026 nt
Organism: Pomacea canaliculata
Lineage: Eukaryota; Metazoa; Mollusca; Gastropoda; Architaenioglossa; Ampullariidae
Product: motor neuron and pancreas homeobox protein 1-like
Biological process (GO): regulation of DNA-templated transcription; central nervous system development; spinal cord motor neuron cell fate specification
Cellular component (GO): nucleus
Molecular function (GO): DNA-binding transcription factor activity, RNA polymerase II-specific; sequence-specific double-stranded DNA binding
Source: RefSeq, a predicted model, not a curated record